This is a messenger RNA of Chenopodium quinoa (quinoa), 2992 nucleotides long. Its product is annotated as probable beta-D-xylosidase 6. Bases 199 to 2520 code for a protein of 773 amino acids. Gene Ontology annotation, biological process: xylan catabolic process; arabinan catabolic process. The record is from RefSeq and is a predicted model, not a curated record. Gene Ontology annotation, cellular component: plant-type cell wall. Gene Ontology annotation, molecular function: xylan 1,4-beta-xylosidase activity; alpha-L-arabinofuranosidase activity. The transcript is spliced from 6 exons. NCBI's taxonomy places the organism in Eukaryota, Viridiplantae, Streptophyta, Magnoliopsida, Caryophyllales, Amaranthaceae.
AAAUCCUUCAAUGUAAGGGCAAAGGAAGCCAAACAGAUCCCUACAUUUCAAAGGCAUGUUAUGCACCUCAGAAGUUUACUAAGGCAUGUUUAGUUGGUCAUUUUGUAAAUAAAGUUGAACCUAAAGAAGUCAGUUACGUUACGAUGAUCGUUGUUGAUAAAAGCACACUGAAAAUGGUGUCGAAGCCCAAUAAAAAAAAUGGGGGCAAAAUUCCCCGUAAAAGUGAUAGGGAUAGUGAUCGUAAUCUUAUCCUCUCUCCAGCAAGUGAAAGCAGCCCCAAUUGAUGAAAAACCCCAAUUCCCAUGUAAAGCGCCUCAUAAUUCAUACCCAUUUUGCAACAAAUCUCUUGGGAUCCCAACCAGAUCGCAACAACUAGUCUCUCUUCUCACACUUGAAGAGAAAAUCAGGUUCCUCUGCAACAAUUUCUCAGGGAUACCCAGGUUGGGGAUUCCACCUUAUGAAUGGUGGUCUGAAUCCCUCCAUGGAAUUGCCACUAAUGGGCCCGGAAUCAGCUUCAGUGGGCCCGUCAAAUCCGCCACAUUGUUCCCACAAGUUCUCAAUUCCGCUGCUUCUUUCAACCGGAGCUUGUGGUUCGACACCGCCACCGCGAUCGCCGUUGAAGGGAGGGCAAUGUACAAUUCUGGCCAAGCCGGGUUGACUUUCUGGGCUCCUAAUGUCAAUAUUUUUAGGGACCCCAGAUGGGGAAGAGGCCAGGAGACUCCUGGGGAAGAUCCAUUUCUUGUUUCUUCUUAUGCUCUUGAGUUUGUCAAGGGCUUUCAAGGGGAGAACCAAUCUGAUGCUGGCCUCUUGAUGCUUUCUGCUUGUUGUAAGCAUUUUACUGCUUAUGAUCUUGAAAACUGGGCUAAUUUCACCAGAUAUUCUUUCAACGCUGUGGUAACUGACCAAGAUAUGGAAGACACCUAUGAACCCCCCUUCAAGAGUUGUGUUCAACAAGGUAAAGCAAGCUGCUUGAUGUGCCCUUACAAUAGUAUUAAUGGGGUGCCUGGAUGUGCAAAAGGAGAUCUUUUGCAGAAAGUGCGAAAAGACUGGGGAUUUAAGGGGUAUAUCGCCUCAGAUUGUGAUGCAGUGGCGACAAUUUAUGAAUAUCAGUAUUAUGUUAAAACUCCUGAGGAUGCAGUUGCUGAAGCUCUUAAAGCAGGAGUUGAUAUAAACUGUGGAACAUACAUGCUUUAUAAUACUCAAUCUGCAAUUGGACAAGGAAAGCUUAAGGAGGGAGAUAUUGACCAGGCUCUUAAUAACCUGUUCCCUGUUCUGCUCCGAUUGGGCCUUUUUAACGGGGAUCCUUUAAAUGGAAUGUUUGGAAGAUUGGGAGGCAAAGACGUCUGUACUAAAGAGCAUCAGAGAUUGGCUCUUGAAGCAGCAAGGCAGGGCAUAGUGCUUCUAAAAAAUGAUAACUUCUUACCUUUAAACAAGGAUCAUGUAUCUUCAUUAGCCAUCAUUGGUCCUGGUGCAAAUUCUACAAGCUAUCUUGAUCUAGGGGGUGGAUAUUCAGGAUUUCCAUGCAAUGCAAAAUCUUAUGUUGAGGCUUUUCAACCAUACAUCAAGAAGACAAAUUAUGUUAAAGGAUGCUUGAAUGUUGAUUGUGAAUCCAAUUCAAUGUUUGAUGAAGCUGUCCACGUGGCCAAAGUAUCUGAUUAUGUUAUCUUAGUUGUUGGCCUGGAUUUGACCCAAGAAACUGAGGAUAAAGAUCGAGUUACCCUAUUACUUCCUGGAAAACAGAUGGACCUUGUAUCUUUGGUCGCUUCUGUUAGCAAAAAACGUAUAAUAUUAGUCCUCACUGGUGGUGGACCACUUGAUGUCUCUUUUGCUGAAGGAGAUUCACGAGUUGCUAGCAUUCUUUGGACUGGGUAUCCUGGUGAAGCCGGUGGCAAAGCUCUCGCUGAAGUAAUCUUUGGUGAUUAUAAUCCAGGUGGAAGAUUGCCAAUGACUUGGUAUCCAGAAUCAUUCACCCAGAUACCUAUGAAUAACAUGAACAUGCGGGCUGAUCCCUCUCGCCUAUAUCCUGGGAGGACCCAUCGGUUUUAUACUGGAGAGGUUGUCUAUGAAUUUGGUUAUGGUUUAAGCUAUACAAAUUACACAUACAAGCUAUUAUCAGCUCCAAAUACUUUGAAGUUAAUAUUUAAGACUAGCGCUAGUUUGAGAAAAUUGUAUGAAACAGAAGUUGGGAUUGGUUAUGUUCCUACAGAUGAGAUUUUAUCUUGUGAUAUCGUAAGGUUUAAUGUGCAGUUAUCUGUAAUGAAUGCCGGGCAUAUGGAUGGGAGCCAUGUUGUAUUGCUUUACUCAAAAGCAUCUAGUACUAUAGAAGGUGCUCCUAGAAAACAGCUCAUUGGAUUUAGCCGUAUCCAUACUACUGCACAUAGGUCGACAGAUAUGAGCUUCAGUGUUGAUCCUUGUGAGCAUCUUAGCUUUGCAAAUGAGCAUGGAAAGAGAAUAUUGCCACUAGGAGAGCAUAUCUUAAUGAUAGGUGAAUUAAAACACUCAUUGUUAAUUGAUAUGUGAUUGGUAUAAUUCAUUCUUGUGUAUGGGAUAUAGGGAUCAACUUUGAUCAAAACUAUCUGUUAAAAUAUACAAAGUAUAAAUACUUAUACUACAUCCGUUAUAGGUUAUGCGCAACGAUUUGACAUAAAGUAGAGAGGAAAAAUGUCUAAUCGUUGCACAUAACCUGUAACGGAGGUAAUAUAUUCAAUUCACAUAAUGAUAGGUGAAUUGGAGCACUCAUUGUUGGUUGAUAUAUGAUUGGUAUAAUGUAUUCGUUGUGUAUGGAAUUUAUGGAUCAACUUUGAUCAAAACUAAUCUGUUAGAAUAAAUGAAGAAUAACCGGUGGAAAAUUCGGUAUGCUUUUACAUUGCCUUACUUUAGGUUAGUGUGACAGUUUUUGUAUCCUCAUGCUCUGUACAUUAGAAAUGUCUUACCUGGAUGCUGCAAUCUGUAUUCCAAGACGAUGCUUAUACACUUCAGAAGUUUUUUGAUC